AUGAGCGGUUCAGAGAAAGGCGGCAUGGCCACUGCACCUCCGAUCGCAGCAAGUACUGGGCUUGCACACACCACAUAUGGUGAUUCGGCCUUCGAGCCGCACCCAGAAUUCGAUUUCGACGCUUCUGAAGAGGACCUCCGCAACAUGCAGCGUAGCAUUACUUCGCUAGACAUGUUCGACCAGAAUGGUAACCCUCAAUUCCAAGAUCCUGAUGCCCAGAGUGCCCAAGACCUUUCUGCUUUUGACUUUCCAGUCGGCUCUGCUGCCUUCCCACCGGACAUGAGCUCCAUGGACCCGACCAAUAUGUACGCAAACGUCAGUAGACCAGGAACCAUGUUCACGCCCAUGAAUCCAAGCGCACCCUUCCCAACCUCCAAUCAGAGCGAGAUUGUCAGCGCUCGCAGCGGUAGUGCCGUCGAGCGAUACGGCCAGGUAACACCGCCAGACAACACGUCCGUAGCUUUUGAUGGACAGAAGCAACAAAAUGUUGGCGCGCCAGCCACCAAGGGCGCAAAGCUGAACAAGUCAGAAAGAGCGAGGAAUGCUGCGAACCAGAGACACUCAAAAGCAAGGAUCGAGCGAGAGGCAAAGGUGGCCAAGAUCAAGGCAGGAUCGGAAGAGCCAUCCGGGGACAGCAGCGCAGAGAUAGGUGACAAGCGCGAUAAGUACCGCGAGAAGAAUCGCUUGGCUGCGGCCAAGUGUAGGGCGAAGAAGAAGGAGAGUGUCGGCGGUCUCGAGGUCCAGAAUCGAGAGAUGGGCAGGGUCAACAGACAGCUGAAGGAAGAGGAGCGAAGAUUGCGAGACGAGUUGAGCAUGUUGCGGACAGAAGCGCUGCAGCAUGCUCCAGGAGCCGCGGGUUGCAUGUGCGGCGAUCUGCACCAGUACAAUCGCAACAAGGCCAGCCAGGUCGUGUACGGCUUGCAUGGGCCCAUGAUCUCAUCGCCAUUGGAAGACAUGAUGUCGAAUGCCACAUCGCCUGAGGCGUUUGGACCGAUGUCGAGGCACAAUUCCAUGCCAGGACCUCACGUGCACAUGGCGGGCCAGUUACUCCACCAAGAACGACCACAGUCCUUCUCCGGUCCCAGUGGUUUCGGUUUUGUUCCAAUGAACAAUGUCGAGGCCCUUAGUGACCAGCAGAGCUUUGCGAACUUUCUCCACAAUCCGGCUGACGGACGAGCUGGCUUCUCAUGA
This is a messenger RNA of Recurvomyces mirabilis, 1191 nucleotides long. RefSeq lists its product as uncharacterized. The transcript is spliced from 2 exons. The record is from RefSeq and is a predicted model, not a curated record. Bases 1 to 1191 code for a protein of 396 amino acids. Gene Ontology annotation, molecular function: RNA polymerase II cis-regulatory region sequence-specific DNA binding; DNA-binding transcription factor activity, RNA polymerase II-specific. Gene Ontology annotation, biological process: regulation of transcription by RNA polymerase II. NCBI's taxonomy places the organism in Eukaryota, Fungi, Ascomycota, Dothideomycetes, Mycosphaerellales, Teratosphaeriaceae.